AUGCGCCGCUUUUUGCGUGAUGGCAAAGAGUUUGAACCCAAAUUUGCUCAAAUUCCACUUAUCCUCCCCGUGGACUCCGAUUUGGAGAAAUACUGGAAACUGCUCUAUGUUUCUCGCAAGCUCCACGGCAUAGGGGAUAUCAUCCAAUUUGCCAAAGAAAGAAAUUUGGAAAUGGACUGUCGGAUGUUCCAAGAUAACCAAGAUAAUGGAGGAAACUACCUCGGGACUGAGCUACAUGGGUACUCAACUGAUUCUUGGUAUGCGGAGGAUGAGCCUUUCUCAGAUACUGUCAACAGAGUCUGGCCCGCGCAGUUCAUCCCAGGAGUAACGUGGAUUUCGAAGCCUUCGAACAAGGAGAUGGCCUUUGCGCGCAUAGCAUAUGGAAAUCAACCCUCUAUUGGACGGUGUAUUCUCACGCCACUAUUCUGGCUGCGAUUUCUCCGUUUGGUCAACGCCAACCCACGCUGA
This is a messenger RNA of Penicillium daleae, 468 nucleotides long. RefSeq lists its product as uncharacterized. The coding region runs from base 1 to 468 and encodes 155 amino acids. The record is from RefSeq and is a predicted model, not a curated record. Lineage: Eukaryota; Fungi; Ascomycota; Eurotiomycetes; Eurotiales; Aspergillaceae. The transcript is spliced from 2 exons.